This is a messenger RNA of Symbiodinium sp. CCMP2456, 324 nucleotides long. Lineage: Eukaryota; Dinophyceae; Suessiales; Symbiodiniaceae. The record is from the annotation of a GenBank genome assembly.
AUGGCGAAAGCCGCCCCCAAAGCGCCCACCAAGACCGAAAUCUACGCCGGCAUCGCCGAGGCCACAGGCCUGACGAAGAAGCAAGUCGGCGAGGUUUUCGACGCGCUCGACGCUCAGAUCCAGAAGGCCCUCACCGGCCGUGGCGCCCCGAAGAUGUUCUCCCUCCCCGGCCUUGCCAAGAUCACUCUGCAGCACAAGCCGGCCACCAAGGAGCGUGAAGGCAUCAACCCGUUCACCGGCGAGCCCACGACCAUCAAGGCCAAGCCGGCCCGCACGGUCGUUAAGGUCCGUCCGCUGAAGAAGCUGAAGGACAUGGUCGCCUGA